Bipolaris sorokiniana ND90Pr is the source of this 1068-nucleotide messenger RNA. Its product is annotated as carbohydrate esterase family 16 protein. Bases 1 to 1068 code for a protein of 355 amino acids. Gene Ontology annotation, molecular function: hydrolase activity, acting on ester bonds. The transcript is spliced from 2 exons. Lineage: Eukaryota; Fungi; Ascomycota; Dothideomycetes; Pleosporales; Pleosporaceae. The record is from RefSeq and is a predicted model, not a curated record.
AUGUUAACUGAGUGGCUUGUUCGCGCUCUCUUCGUAAACUUGGCUGUUGCCAGCAAAACUAAACCUGCCCCCUCCAAUGCAAGGUUCACCACGCUGGUUACCUUUGGCGACAGUUAUACAGAUGAAAAUCGCUUAGGUUACUUCAUCAACAACAAUGGCUCCGCUCCGCCAGUGGGUUGGCAGCAGCCAGUGGGCUUGAAAACAGCAUCUGGAGGACGGUCCUGGGCUCGAUUGGCCAGUGACUACUCUGGCGCGAAGCUCUACAACUAUGCUGUCUCUGGGGCUGUAUGCUCCAACCAAGUAUCUCCAAGGCCCCUCGCCGCCAUCAAUGCGCCUUUCCCUGACAUUGAUGGCUAUGAAUUACCCGCUUUCAUCGCUGACUCCAAAUACGUUAAUCCGAACGGCACCAAAUUCUUCACUGGCAAAGCCUCGGACACUGCCUAUGCCAUCUGGAUUGGGACCAAUGAUCUCGGCAAUGGCGCCUUUUUAACCGAUAAACAAUUGCCCGGCAAGACUGUCAUUGACUACGUGGACUGCAUUUACGACCAGAUUACUCGUCUUUACAAUAACGGCGCCCGCUACAUUGUUCUCUUGAACCUGGCGCCCCUUGAAUUGCUGCCACAAUACCAGCUCCCCGAGAAAGGUGGCUUGCAAUCGACGCAAUUCUUCAACGAUGCCCCCGGAAAGAAUCUGACUGCGCUCCAUGGCCGUAUGAAAAACACGGUUGCCGCGUUGAAUAGGCUGUUCAAGUACCGUACGCCCUACCAGUUCGAUCACACGGAGCUGUGGGACGGCGCCACGGUAGUGAAUUUCGACGUCAACGCUCUGAUGCAGGAAAUUUACUAUCACCCAAGCGAAUAUCUCAAUGGCACUGCGCCUCCCAACGUAGAGGGUGCGGCGCAUCUGUGCAACGACCAGGGAAGCAACUGCACCACAGCUAGUAGUCUGGAUAGCUUCAUGUGGUAUGAUCCGCUGCAUCCAGGUGAGCAGACCAGCCGCGUCAUAGCCAGAGAAUUUCUCAAUGUACUCGGCGGCGAGAGCAAGUAUGCUACUUAUUGGGGGGAGUGA